AAUCUAGUGGAACGCUUCUUCAACAACUGCAGCCACCUCCGUAGCUCGCUGGACAACGAAGUCGGAACAUUCAAGUUCUUUAGACAAUUUCGUGGUUUAUUUGCCACUAUGCUUUAAACAUACGUAUGGGUAAACAACUAGCUACCUCAUUUAAUUUAAUAUUUACGUUAUAAGUCUAGCUAGCUGGCUGGUUAAGUUAGCACUAGUCUAGUCGCUAAUGCUAACAAGCUAUUAUCCCCGACCAUGAGUUCACUAAGCUACUCUCCUCCUGUUAAAGAAGAGGAUGUCUGCUGGACGGAGAAGGAAGCUCUCGUCAAGGAGGAGGAGGAAGAGAAGGAUGUUACAAUACAAAAACAAGUAGAGGCUGAGGCUGUUACAGUGAAAGAAGAAGUGAAAGCCGUUACAGUGAAAGAAGAGGAAGACUCGUUCAGAGUGAAAGAGGAGGAGGAUGUUACAUUAAAAGAAGAGGAGGAAGAGAAAGAGGAGGAUGUUACAGUAAAAGAAGAGGAGGAAGAGAAGGACGCCUUCAGAGUGAAAGAGGAGGAGGAAGGUGCCGUUUUGGGAGUGGAGGAUGAAGAGGGGGAGAUUACUGUCACAUUGGAGGAGGACGAAGAAGAGAAGACUGGAGAACUGAUUAACACCAGUAAAUACAGAGAGAGACAUGACUAUCGUGGAUCCUCUGGGGAGCCUCAACAACAUCAUGAAGCUGACGAGGCAGAGAAGACUCUCUCCCGAUCAGAACUCCUCAAGAAACACCAGCAGAAACCCACAGGGAAGAAAUCUAUCUACUGCUCUGACUGUGGGAAACAUUGCAAAUCUUCAUCAAAACUUAAAAUACACCAGCGAGUACACACAGGAGAGAAACCUUAUAGUUGUGAUCAGUGUGGCAGGAGUUUUACUAAGUCAAACAACCUGGUAUCACACCAGAGAACACACACAGGAGAGCAGCCAUAUAGUUGUAAGCAAUGUGGGAGAAGUUUUUCUCAGUCAAACAGCCUGGAUAGACACCAAAGAACACACACAGGAGAGAAGCCUUAUAGCUGUGAUCAAUGUGGGAAGAGUUUUACUCGGUCAAGCUCCCUGAAAUUACACCAGAAACUACACACAAGAGAGCAGUCAUAUAGCUGAGAGCAAUGUGACAAGAGAUACUCUCAUUCAAGUGGUCUGAUUGAACAUCAGAAAAUACAUGCAGGAGAUCCACAGAGUGUGGAAUGAUCUCCAACACCAGACCUGGGUAGUAGAACACAGAUUGUGGAAUGAUCUCCAACACCAGACCUGGGUAGUAGAACACAGAGUGUAGAAUGACGAACACCAGACCUAUAUACAUCAAAUCACAUUUUAUUUGUCACAUACACUUGUUUAGCAGAUGUUAUUGCGGGUGUAGCAAAAUGCUUGUGUUUCUAGCUCCAACAGUCCAGCAAUAUCUAACAAGUAAUAUCUAACAAUACACACAAUCUAAAGAAUGGAAUUAAGAAUAUAUAAAUAUUUGGACGAGUGAUGUCAGAGCGGCAUAGACUAAGAUACAGUAGAAUAGGAUAGAAUACCGUAUGUACAUAUGAGAUGAGUAAUGCCAGAUGUGUAAACCUUAUUAAAGUGACUAGUGUUCCAUUCCUUAAA
Messenger RNA from Oncorhynchus kisutch (coho salmon), 1617 nucleotides. Its product is annotated as zinc finger protein 271-like. NCBI's taxonomy places the organism in Eukaryota, Metazoa, Chordata, Actinopteri, Salmoniformes, Salmonidae. Bases 244 to 1128 code for a protein of 294 amino acids. The record is from RefSeq and is a predicted model, not a curated record. Gene Ontology annotation, molecular function: RNA polymerase II cis-regulatory region sequence-specific DNA binding; DNA-binding transcription factor activity, RNA polymerase II-specific. Gene Ontology annotation, biological process: regulation of transcription by RNA polymerase II. The transcript is spliced from 2 exons.